AUGCAAUUAGCGGACAGCUAUCGCGGUUCUGCUGCUUUGAGAAGUGCUUGGUUUGACGCGUUAGCUGAUCUUCAUACAGCUGAGAAUUGGCAUACAGAAGCUGCAGUGUGUCAUGCUCAUUCCCUGGCUAUCAUUGCCAAGGAGCUCGCAUCAAAGGGUCUUUGUAAGAUUGACUGGGCAGCAUUUGAAUGGAUCAGCUCAUCAAUUGUCAAGGAUGAAGGAGCCACAGAGCCUCCAGUGAGCUACAAGUGCAAAAAUGCUCAGCUGGUGAUCGCCCAUCAGCAUCUCGCCCUACCCAAAGACGGGUAG
This is a messenger RNA of Cooperia oncophora, 309 nucleotides long. The record is from the annotation of a GenBank genome assembly. Lineage: Eukaryota; Metazoa; Nematoda; Chromadorea; Rhabditida; Trichostrongylidae.